Molecule: messenger RNA, 5049 nt
Organism: Armigeres subalbatus
Lineage: Eukaryota; Metazoa; Arthropoda; Insecta; Diptera; Culicidae
Exons: 4
Coding region: 1-5049 (1682 amino acids)
Biological process (GO): DNA integration
Molecular function (GO): nucleic acid binding
Source: RefSeq, a predicted model, not a curated record
AUGCCGUUGGAACAUUCUCCGGUGAAGCAAGUGCAAGGAGAGCAGGUACAAGAAAAGCAAGUGCAAGAGGAGCAAUCGCAAAACGUACCGAUAUUGAAUCAAUCGCAAUUGCCUCCUCCUCCAAGCGGGCAAGGCUCAAGAUCUGUUUCGUCCGGUUCAUUUCAUGGAUUCACUUGGGAAGAGGGAGUGACACCGGAAACGAUGCAGAAAUUGAGAGGAUUGUUCCGCCAAAGAAGCCACGCCGAGCAAAAGCUUGUGCGGAUUCAACUCACCUUGCGAGACCAGAGAAAUUUGAAGUUGGCCCAGCUGCAAUGCACGAAGGAAAAACUAGUGGCGAUCUAUACCGAGUUCAGCCACUUCCAUAGCGAAAUCAUGGCAUUAAUUCCUGACGAAGCUUCCGAUGAGCAGGACGAAAUAUACUGUAGCUUCGAGGAUCGUCACAGUGAAUUGUCCAAUCGUGUCCAGGAAAUGAUAAAUUAUUCUACUCCUCGAGAACCUACGAACUAUUCCAUUCCUCAACCACAAGUCAUCAUCCAGCAGCAACCGCUAAAAGCGCCAAUACCUACGUUCGACGGCAAUUACUCCAAUUGGCCCAAAUUCAAGGCAAUUUUCCAGGACUUGAUGGCGCAGUCGGGUGAUUCGGAGGCGCUAAAACUAUACCACCUGGAUAAAGCGCUGAUUGGAUCCGCUUCAGGCAUACUGGAUGAAAAGAUAAUCAACGAAGGUAAUUAUCAGCAAGCUUGGAAAGUUCUAACGGAUCGGUACGAAAACAAGCGUGUGAUUGUCGAAUCGCAUAUACGAGGAUUGCUAAAUCUAAAGAGAAUGUCAAAGGGGACAUUUAAAGAACUGGACAACCUGCUGAGCGAAGCAACCGGUCACGUUGAAAGUCUACGGUUCCAGAAACAGGAGCUGAUUGGGAUUUCUGAACACAUCGUAGUGUACCUCAUCGUAACUGCUUUGGACGAUUCAACGCGAAUGGCUUGGGAGCGCACCCAGCAGAGAGGAGAGCUUCCGAAAUACGACCAAACUAUUUUCUUCCUCAAGACGAACUGCCAAAUCUUGGAACAGUGUGAAUCAUCACGAGCUCUAUCUCAGCCAACAAUUCUUAAGACAAAAGCCAUGUCAAGCAUUAGCAAGAUGCCACCGCUAAAAACAAAUGCAGCCACCACAAGCUCCAGUACCUAUCAAGCGUCGUGUCAAAUCUGUGGUGGUGGACAUUUCAACUUCCAGUGUGAAACGUUCACAACUAACUGCCACACAACGGGCAGAAAAGAAACCGGACGGAACAACAGCCAAGAGGGCAAAACAAAUGUCGCUUGCCCACAGUCACCUCGAAUCGUCAAUCAAGAAGCUGCUAUUCAACCUCCUGUUCCGGUGGUGGAUCAAUCCGUAUCCACUACUUGCUCAAGUAACUAUGUUCCAGCAUCGAAGACCGUUCUACUGCUCACUGCAGUCGUCCAAGCCAUAGACAAACAUAACCGACCACAUCCGUGCCGAGUUUUACUUGACAGUGGGUCUCAAGUAAAUUUCGUCACUGAGGAAAUGGCAAACCGCCUUGGUGCUCCUAAGAUGCAAGCUAACGUCCCAAUCACAGGAAUCAACGCUUUGAGAAGCCUAGCUCGGGAUAAAGUCUUCAUUAAAUUUCGAUCAAGCUACGGAGGUUUUCAAGCAAAUAUUGAGUGCCUGGUUACUCCCAAAGUGACUGGUAUUAUUCCGAACGUAAGGAUCGAUUUUGAUUCAUGGAAACUUCCAGAAGGCAUCCAGCUCGCCGAUCCACGUUUCUUCCAUCCAGAAAAAGUCGACAUGCUUAUCGGAGGAGAGCUUUUCUUCGAUAUUUUGAAGCCUGACCACUUUAGCCUUGGUACGAAUCUUCCUCAACUACGUGACACUCAUCUAGGAUGGGUGGUAGCAGGCGUGAUAAACGAGCCGUACAUUUCCAAUGCGGCAAUUCAACAUGCCAACGUUGCGUCAAUCAACACCAUUGAGAAAAUGAUGCAACAAUUCUGGAAUAUGGAGGAAGUACCGGAUGUGUCUCCCUUUUCACCCGAACAACUGUCUUGUGAAGCACAUUUUAUGUCAACAUACGAGCGUAAUGAAACCGGCAGGUUCGUGGUGAGAUUACCCUUCAAGGACAACGUAGAUCUGCUAGAUAAUUGUCGUUCUCUGGCAUUAAAACGAUUUCUUAUGCUGGAGAAACGCUUAGAACGCAAUCCGGAGCUAAAGCAAUCAUACUGCGAAUUCAUCAAACAAUAUGAGGAGCUUGGCCACUGCCGGGAAAUCAAGGAGGCGGACGAUCCACCGAAUUUGAGCACCUACUACCUUCCACACCAUGCUGUUCUACGACCGUCGAGCUCAACCACCAAGUGUCGUGUGGUAUUCGACGCUAGUGCCAAAUCGGAGACGUCUAAAUUAUCGCUCAACGAAGUGCUACAGGUCGGUCCGGUGGUGCAAAACGGGAUAUUUUCCAUUACGCUGCGAUUCCCAACGAGGUGUUUGGUGCAGCUAGCUAAGGAUGAUGGCGCUGAUUUUCCUAUCGGUGCUCGCAUUCUGAGUGAAGACUUUUACGUCGAUGAUGCCCUGUCUGGUGCCAACACUAUAGAAGAAGCCAUCGAGUGUCAACGUCAACUAAAAUUUCUUCUUGCUCGAGGUGGAUUUCACAUCCACAAAUGGUGUUCAAACUCGAACGAAUUCCUCGAACACAUACCACCAGCCGAUCGUGAAAGGAGGGUUCCAUUAACCGAAUAUGGACCGAACGAGGUGAUAAAGGUGCUUGGUUUAUUGUGGGAUCCUAACGUCGACGUCUUUUUGAUUGCUAAUCCACCUAGCAGUUGUAUUCCGAAAGAUAAGCCAGCCACAAAACGAGAAAUUUAUUCUGAGGUGGCAAAGUUAUUCGACCCACUUGGGCUUUUCGCGCCGGUUAUCGUUAUUGCCAAGCUAUUGGUACAACAGCUGUGGAGAACGUCAGCAGGAUGGGAUGAUCCAAUCGACAAAACAUGUCAAGAAAAUGGUCUGUUCUUCAAGUGUCGCUGCCAGAACUUCAACUUAUCAAGGUUCCACGAUGUGUUGCAUUUCCUGAUAGUGUCGCUUAUGAAUUGCAUGGCUUCGCUGAUGCAUCAAAUGUGGCUUAUGAUGCCUUUUCGAAGAGUUGUCCUUUGGUCGGACAGUACAAUCGUUUUGGCUUGGCUCAAGAAGCCAUUGGAUCAGCUUCAAACGUUCGUGAGGAAUCGGAUUGCGAUUAUACAAACAGAGACCAAGGAGCAUGAAUGGAAUUAUAUUCGUUCGGCAAACAAUCCCGCCGACAUCGUUUCACGAGGGCAGCUGCCGGAGGACUUGAAACAAAACAUCCUUUGGUGGAAUGGUCCACAUUUUCUGGAGGAGUGCACAUACGAGGUCGACGAAGUUGAAGAAAUUCCCGAGAACAAUCUUCCUGAGCUUAAAGCUCAUGUUGCAACGCCUGAAAGUAGCUGCGACCCUUUUCCAUUCUUCCUGCAUCAUAGUUCGUUUAGGAAAAUCCAACGUAUCAUGGGAUAUGUUUUGAGGUUUAUCAGCAACUGCCGGGGUAUCCGGACAUCGAAUCCGGUGAAACAAAUUCAUCUCACUAUCGUAGAACUUCGUCAAGCAUCAGAAGCAAUCGUGAAGGUGAUCCAGCGUUUGCAUUUCGGCGAUGAAAUUCAACGAGUGGUUUCCAAACAAACAUGUAAGCGUCUUGGCAACCUGAGUCCAGUGUAUGAUAACGGCUUACUACGAGUCGGAGGGCGAUUGGAUCGCUCUAAAUUGCCGUUUGCAUCGAAGCAUCAACUCAUUAUUCCCGACAAAGAUCCUGUAAUAAAGAAAAUGAUUAGUGCGUUGCAUGUAGAACAUCUCCACGUUGGACAAACUGGUUUAAUCAGUGUUAUUCGCCAAAGAUACUGGCUCCUGAACGCGAAAUCUACUGUGCGACAAGUCGCUCGUUCCUGUGUCAAAUGUUUUCGUGUUAAUCCUGUUGAAAUCAAGCAGCUGAUGGGGAAUCUACCGUCGUCAAGAGUCGUGCCAUCACCACCUUUCGCUGUGACUGGGGUGGAUUAUGCAGGUCCGUUCCAAGUGAGACAAGGUUCACAUCGUCCGAUGCUGAUGAAAUCGUAUGUUGCGGUUUAUGUAUGUAUGGCGACGAAGGCUGUGCAUUUGGAAAUUGUAUCGGAUUUAUCAACUGAUGCCUUCCUGGCGUCAUUAAGAAGAUUUGUUAGCAGAAGAGGAAUGGUACAGCAAAUACAUUCGGACAAUGCUACUAAUUUUCACGGAGCGGAGAAUGAACUACAUGCGUUAUACCAGCAAUUCCAAGACCAACAAGUGGUGAAGAAAAUCCAACAGUUUUGCCAAGUUCGGGAAAUCCAGUGGCAAUUCAUUCCACCGGACGCACCAGAGUUCGGUGGUCUCUGGGAAGCAGCAGUUAAGGCGACGAAAUUCCACCUGAAGCGCAUAGUGGGCAAUGUAAAACUCACGUUUGAAGAAAUGGCGACUAUUCUGACGGAGAUAGAAGCUAUUUUGAACUCUCGUCCAUUGUUCAGUUUGUCCAGUGAUUCAUCAGACCCACAGGUAAUUACACCAGCUCAUUAUUUGAUAGGUCGACCCUUGAAUGCUCCAGCCGAGCCAUCCUUGGAAGAUAUCAAGGUCAACCGACUUGAUAGAUGGCAGCAUCUGCAACUAAUGCGUGAGCAUUUCUGGCGAGCGUGGUCUAGGGACUACCUCAAUACUCUUCAGCCACGUAAGAAAAACCUACAUGUAACAACACCACUGCGGCCUGGAAUGGUAAUCCUUCUCCACGAUAAGAACCAACCACCGCUCAGUUGGAAACUGGGCAGAAUCACAGCUGUGUAUCCAGGUGAUGACGGCUUAGUCCGAGCCGUUGACGUAUUCAGCAAUGGAGCAACCUACCGCCGGCCCAUCAACAAGGUUUCAGUUCUUCCUAUUGAGGACAACAUCGUCUCUUCUUCUGUGCCUAGUUCUGUUGAUACGAUGUCUCAACCGGGGGGAGAAUGUUCCGUUCGUCACAGCAGCGACGCCCAAUAUUGA